AUGUCUAAGAAAUUUAGCUGGCUUAGCUCUACAAAAGGUGGUAGCGGGCCUUCCUCUCGUGCCUCUCCGGCUCCCGCUGCAAAGGCCGCUCCCAUUACUAUUAACGGCGUUAAAGACUCAAGCGGCAAAACGGUCGAAUACAAGUCAGAUGAUGAUGUCUGUCCACUAUGCCGGAGCGACAGGUUUCUGAACCCAAAGCUGCGAUUGUUGCAAGGGGCAGGGCCUGCACCAUGCCCGACUUGCAAAACAGUCAUCCGAAAGAUGGGAUUCAUGGCUCAAACAUUUGAAGACCUUGGGGUUGAGAAGGAAGUAGCCAUACGGCGGCGUAUUGCGAAACACUUUAACAAGCGAUUGGAAGAUUUUGAUAGUUUACAGGAGUACAAUGAUUAUCUAGAGGAGGUCGAGACCAUCGGCAAGUCAACUUGGCCCUGA
Molecule: messenger RNA, 432 nt
Organism: Rhizoctonia solani
Lineage: Eukaryota; Fungi; Basidiomycota; Agaricomycetes; Cantharellales; Ceratobasidiaceae
Product: RNA polymerase II transcription factor B subunit 3
Exons: 5
Coding region: 1-432 (143 amino acids)
Biological process (GO): DNA repair; regulation of cyclin-dependent protein serine/threonine kinase activity; regulation of transcription by RNA polymerase II
Cellular component (GO): transcription factor TFIIH holo complex
Source: RefSeq, a predicted model, not a curated record